ACAUAACACUGAAAUUUACAUUUACAAUAACAUUUCAGAUGCAAUCGAAUAUCGAUAAAAAGUUAUUCGCGCACUGAGCCAUACUGGCAACGCCAUACCGUACUCAUCCACUGGCACCAAGCACAAUAAUAUAUACGCAAACCAAUUGCAGCACCAAAAUAUCCUCAUAUUGGUCUAAACAUUAACUAGUUAAAAAAAUAUGUCGGUCGCUGACACUUUCGAAUAUAUUACGCUUGGCAAUCCUGUCAGUCGCGCACUAAUCAAUUCAUCGUCUUCAAUACUACGAGCUAUAGGUCUGCGCCCUAAGAAGAUGGUUACCACCGAUCAUCCGAUGGGAGUCCCAAUGCAGAUUCAACCUUUGAAUGUUUCGAUGCAUCGCAUAGUCGGCUGUCACUAUAAUUUUGUUCGCAUUGCCGGCUUGGGCGGUGCAUCGGCAAUUUUUAUGGGCGCCUAUUGCAAGUAUUUUCUAAAGGAUGUCAGUGAUCCCAAGGUACAGCAAGACUCGCAGGCAUUUGCUGAUGUUGCCAAUCGCAUACAUUUCCUACACUCCUUUGCGCUCAUGUGCAUGCCUUUGGCUCACUAUCCAGUUUUUACUGGAGUCUUGAUGACCAUGGGCACCGUCCUCUUUUCUGGCUGCAUGUAUUAUCGCGCUCUGACUGGUAAUAAGCGACUGCAGCACUACGCCACUAUCGGCGGAUUCUGCUUGAUUGGAGCCUGGCUGUCGCUGGUGGUCUAGAUGUGAUAUACGCGCAUCAUAGGAUAUAGUACAUAGAAUUACAAAUGGCACACAUCUAACUAUAUAUAAUAAUAAAUGUAUAUAUAAAGUCAACUAAAGCUAAA
Messenger RNA from Drosophila arizonae, 840 nucleotides. Its product is annotated as transmembrane protein 256 homolog. Gene Ontology annotation, cellular component: membrane. The record is from RefSeq and is a predicted model, not a curated record. Lineage: Eukaryota; Metazoa; Arthropoda; Insecta; Diptera; Drosophilidae.